Messenger RNA from Gorilla gorilla gorilla (western lowland gorilla), 4127 nucleotides. It is a transcript of the gene PPP6R2, whose product is annotated as protein phosphatase 6 regulatory subunit 2. The record is from RefSeq and is a predicted model, not a curated record. The coding region runs from base 407 to 3292 and encodes 961 amino acids. Gene Ontology annotation, molecular function: protein phosphatase binding; protein phosphatase regulator activity. Gene Ontology annotation, cellular component: nucleus; cytosol. Lineage: Eukaryota; Metazoa; Chordata; Mammalia; Primates; Hominidae. The transcript has 24 exons.
GACCCCGCCCCCGGAGCGCGCGCCCGUGCGCCGCCGCCGCCAUUUUGGAGCCAUCCGAGUGCCGCCUGCGGCCCCGAGUCGGUCUCGAGCCGCUGGCCGGCCGUGCCGGUGUCUGUAGGCGCUGCGCCCUGGGCCGGGCCCAUGUGUGUGCGGCCCGCCCGAGGCCGCCCGGGCUUUGCCUCCACCAGCGCCCUGGCCUCCGCUCGGGCCUCCACACGGGCCUCCGAGGAGCUGCCGCGACGCCCGGCCCGCAGGGCAGGUAAAGAGAUUAUAAAUCUUCCACUGAAUGAAAAAAAUUUUCUUAAAGCUGCAUAUACUCCAAGAAAAAAACCACAAAUGUUUUUCUAUUUUGCCUGAAUACAUGAUUUAAACAAGAGAUUUCCACAGAAGCUCUGCGGCCGUCACGAUGUUCUGGAAGUUUGACUUGAACACCACGUCCCAUGUUGACAAGCUGCUGGACAAGGAGCAUGUGACGCUGCAGGAGUUAAUGGAUGAAGAUGACAUCUUGCAGGAGUGUAAGGCUCAGAACCAGAAGCUGCUGGACUUCCUGUGCAGGCAGCAGUGCAUGGAGGAGCUGGUGAGCCUCAUCACACAGGAUCCGCCCCUGGACAUGGAGGAGAAGGUCCGCUUCAAAUAUCCAAACACAGCCUGUGAGCUUCUGACUUGUGAUGUGCCGCAGAUCAGCGACCGCCUCGGUGGGGACGAGAGCCUGCUGAGCCUCCUGUACGACUUCCUGGACCAUGAGCCGCCUCUCAAUCCUCUGCUCGCCAGUUUUUUCAGCAAGACCAUUGGCAAUCUCAUUGCAAGAAAAACCGAACAGGUGAUUACGUUUUUGAAGAAGAAGGACAAGUUCAUCAGCCUGGUGUUGAAGCACAUCAGCACCUCAGCGCUUAUGGACCUGCUGCUGCGCCUGGUCAGCUGUGUGGAGCCAGCCGGGCUCCGGCAGGACGUCCUGCACUGGCUGAAUGAAGAGAAGGUCAUCCAGAGGCUUGUGGAGUUGAUCCACCCGAGCCAGGAUGAAGAUAGGCAGUCAAAUGCUUCUCAGACUCUCUGUGACAUAGUUAGGCUGGGCAGAGACCAGGGCAGUCAGCUGCAAGAGGCUCUGGAGCCAGACCCGCUCCUCACAGCGCUGGAGUCCAGGCAGGACUGUGUGGAGCAGCUUCUGAAGAACAUGUUUGAUGGAGACCGGACGGAGAGCUGCCUCGUCAGUGGGACUCAGGUGUUACUCACCUUGCUGGAAACCAGGCGGGUUGGGACAGAGGGCUUGGUGGACUCCUUUUCUCAGGGACUGGAAAGGUCAUACGCUGUCAGCAGCAGCGUACUACACGGCAUCGAGCCUCGGCUGAAGGACUUCCACCAGCUCCUGCUCAACCCGCCCAAGAAGAAAGCGAUCCUGACCACCAUUGGUGUGCUGGAGGAGCCCCUGGGGAAUGCCCGUCUGCAUGGCGCCCGCCUCAUGGCAGCACUGCUGCACACAAACACACCCAGCAUCAACCAGGAGCUCUGCCGGCUCAACACUAUGGACUUACUGCUGGACUUGUUCUUUAAGUACACCUGGAAUAACUUUUUGCACUUCCAAGUGGAACUAUGCAUAGCCGCUAUUCUCUCCCACGCUGCCCGUGAGGAGAGGACAGAAGCCAGCGGAUCCGAGAGCAGGGUGGAGCCUCCGCAUGAGAACGGAAACCGGAGCCUGGAGACUCCCCAGCCUGCCGCCAGCCUCCCUGACAACACAAUGGUGACCCACCUGUUCCAGAAGUGCUGCCUGGUGCAGAGGAUCCUGGAGGCCUGGGAAGCCAACGACCACACGCAGGCAGCGGGUGGCAUGAGACGUGGGAACAUGGGCCACCUCACACGGAUCGCCAACGCAGUGGUGCAGAACCUGGAGCGGGGCCCUGUGCAGACUCACAUCAGCGAGGUCAUCCGAGGGCUCCCUGCGGACUGCCGUGGCCGCUGGGAGAGCUUCGUGGAGGAGACGCUGACGGAGACGAACCGCAGGAACACUGUGGACCUGGUGAGCACUCACCACCUUCACUCCUCGAGUGAGGACGAGGACAUUGAGGGUGCUUUCCCUAACGAGCUGUCCCUUCAGCAGGCCUUCUCUGACUACCAGAUCCAGCAGAUGACAGCCAACUUCGUGGAUCAGUUUGGCUUCAAUGAUGAGGAGUUUGCCGACCAGGACGACAACAUCAAUGCCCCGUUUGACAGGAUCGCAGAGAUCAACUUCAACAUCGACGCUGACGAGGACAGUCCCAGCGCAGCUCUGUUUGAGGCCUGCUGCAGUGACCGCAUCCAGCCCUUUGAUGACAAUGAGGACGAGGACAUCUGGGAGGACAGUGACACUCGCUGUGCUGCCCGGGUGACAGCCAGACCCAGGUUUGGAGCCCCCCAUGCUUCAGAGAGUUGCUCAAAGAAUGGCCCAGAGCGUGGAGGCCAGGACGGGAAGGCGAGCUUGGAAGCACACAGAGAUGCACCUGGGGCAGGUGCCCCACCGGCCCCCGGGAAGAAGGAAGCCCCCGCUGUGGAGGGUGACUCAGAAGCAGGCGCCAUGUGGACGGCAGUGUUUGAUGAGCCAGCGAACUCGACGCCCACAGCCCCAGGAGUGGUGAGGGACGUGGGUUCCAGUGUGUGGGCAGCUGGCACCUCAGCUCCAGAGGAGAAAGGCUGGGCCAAGUUCACUGACUUCCAACCUUUCUGCUGCUCCGAGUCAGGGCCCAGGUGCAGCUCUCCGGUGGACACAGAACACAGCCAUGCUGAGGGCAGCCGGAGCCAAGGCCCUGAGAAAGCCUUCAGCCCGGCUUCUCCAUGUGCCUGGAACGUGUGUGUCACCAGGAAGGCCCCCCUGCUGGCCUCUGACAGUAGCUCCUCUGGGGGCUCCCACAGCGAGGAUGGCGACCAGAAGGCAGCGAGUGCCAUGGAUGCGGUGAGCAGGGGUCCCGGCCGGGAGGCCCCCCGGCUGCCCACAGUGGCCAGGACAGAGGAGGCUGUCGGCAGGGUCGGGUGUGCUGACAGCCGGCUGUUAAGCCCUGCCUGCCCCGCGCCAAAGGAAGUGACUGCUGCCCCAGCCGUGGCUGUGCCCCCCGAGGCUACUGUGGCCAUCACCACAGCACUGAGCAAGGCUGGCCCUGCCAUACCCACCCCAGCAGUCUCUUCUGCACUGGCCGUGGCGGUCCCCCUAGGGCCCAUCAUGGCAGUCACAGCAGCCCCAGCCAUGGUGGCCACCCUGGGGACAGUGACAAAGGACGGGAAGACAGAUGCCCCGCCGGAAGGAGCUGCCUUAAAUGGCCCAGUGUGAUGCUGCUGCCGCCCGGCCACGGCCCGCCCUGGUCAGGCUGCCUCCUUAAUUGAGAAAACUACCUGGUGAUGCAAUCUUUUUUUUUUUUUAAUUUAAUUUAAUUUUAAAAUAAAUGCUGCAUUGGUAAAGCUGGCAGUUGAAACCAGUUGGACGGCCCAGCUUGCGUCUCUUCUGCCUGAGUGGGCCUCUCAGGUCACUCGUGCCCUGCUGGAGGACAGAGGGGCACCUCAGCCGCCCCCAAGCCCAGAGCACAGCAAUAAGGUCGGCCUGCAGGAGCCGGGGUGGGGGUUGCGGGGGGGGGGCAGGACCCUGAGAUUGCCACCAGGACCUGAUGGGCCAGGAAGGGCGUGGACAUGGAGGCUGUUUUUACAGAUUUUUUUUUUUUUUUUUUAAAGAAUACAGAAGGAGCCAAGCUUUUUUGCACUUUGUAUCCAGCUGCAAGCUCAGGGCAGAGUCAAGGGCCUGGGCUGGAAAAACCUGACUCACAGGAAUGCUAAUUGACCCUUGCAGCUACCCAGUAGCCCUUGGAGCUGGCACUGAACCAGGCUGCAAGAUUUGACUGCCUUAAAAACACAAGGCCCUCUAGGCCUGGCAGGGAUGUCCCUGUGCUCAGCACAGGGUGCCUGGCAGGGGGAGACCACAGGUAUGCAGGUGGGGGGACAUGGCGUGGCACUGGGGGCUCAAAGACUGGUUUCUAGCACUACUGGUCACGGCCAUGUCGUCCUAGAAGGGUCCAGAAGAUUAUUUUACGUUGAGUCCAUUUUUAAUGUUCUGAUCACCUGACAGGGCACCCCAAACCCCCAACUCCCAAUAAAAGCCGUGACGUUCGGACAAA